This is a messenger RNA of Acipenser ruthenus (sterlet), 1378 nucleotides long. Its product is annotated as cryptic protein-like. NCBI's taxonomy places the organism in Eukaryota, Metazoa, Chordata, Actinopteri, Acipenseriformes, Acipenseridae. The record is from RefSeq and is a predicted model, not a curated record. Gene Ontology annotation, biological process: anatomical structure development. Bases 268 to 834 code for a protein of 188 amino acids. Gene Ontology annotation, molecular function: signaling receptor binding. The transcript has 6 exons. Gene Ontology annotation, cellular component: cell surface; extracellular region.
UGGUCUGGAGGUGGGGCUCAUAGGUGCUAAUUGGUUGUCAAAAGCCCAUUGACUAUGGGCUUGCUGUGAUGGUAAAGGUAUUAGUUGGUCAUUCUUCGACAUGAACGAGUUUCAGGAGUGUUCUGCGUUUAGUAGCAUCGAUUAUAUCCAGCUGGCGACUCAACAUCCAUUUCACUUGGAGUUUUCUAAUAUUUUUACAAUUCCGUGAAGAUAGUUUUGGAUUAAAGUAAUUAAAUUGGGUCCUCGCUACCAGGCGCUGAGAAGAAAAUGCACUGUAAAUGCUAUUUUGGGGUUCUCUUCUCUGUGGUAGUCACAUUCCAAGUAAUUCAUUUUGGACUAGGUUGCAUGGGACAGGAUUGUGAAGACUCCAGACUGUCUGAUUCGUCAAAAAAGCAAACCCCUCAACACGCCGAAUUUUUAAAACAGUUCAAUGAAAUGAAUACUCGAUCCGAAGUACGGAAAAACGGAGAGUCUGGAGUUGUUUUACCUUUCACUGGCCUUACAGGAAGUGCAAAAUUAAGCAGAAGCUGUUGUCAAAAUGGUGGUACAUGUAUUCUUGGCAGCUUUUGUGCAUGCCCAAAACACUUUACAGGCAGAAGUUGUGAAUAUGAUGAACGUAACAGAAACUGUGGUGGUAUUCUUCAUGGUGAAUGGGUACAAAAAGGAUGUUCAUAUUGUCGAUGUGGGUUUGGGAUACUACACUGUUUCCACCAAGUUUUUCAUGACAACUGUGAUGAGGAUGUGGAAGACUACAGACUCCAUUCUGAGGGCUGCAGAUUACAGCAAUCCGUGUUCAUUUUCAUGUCUCUCCUUAUGCUGACAGUAAUUGUAUGAUUUUAAAGUAGUCUAGUAAUUCAGUGCUGAAACUUGACCAUCAUUUAUCAUUAGAAAAUCAAGAUACAAUGAAGGUAACCCACAAGGGUCCAAUGAAAACGUUAAUCUAAAGUGAAAGCAAUUUUAUAAUAUUGUAAAUGUCUGGUAAAUAGUAAAGAGUGAAUUCUUCCAGUGGAAGGCCUGCUACUGUAAAUGAUAUGGAAUAUGCCUUUUAUUGUAUACAUUUUAAAAUUGUAAAUACUGUAUGUUGACACUGUAAAUAUAACUUGAUAAGGAUAUUAGUCUUAUUUUUGGAAGCUCUCAAUAUUGUGAUGUAACAUUACUUAGUUGUUGCCUUGGUAUGUGUUGUUUAAUAGUCUGGAACUUGGUGACAUCUAAUAGGAAUUGUAAGUAGAACUGCUCAGAUUGUUACAACUUUGUAUUUAAGUAAAUCUUUGCAAAACUAAACUCACAUUUUUAAACCUGUUAUACUGUAUUACUGUACUGAAAAGUGAUUGGUGUGAGUAGCACAGUGUAGAAGAACGACUCCUGCUCAACAUAUUAA